Molecule: messenger RNA, 1221 nt
Organism: Cladophialophora yegresii CBS 114405
Lineage: Eukaryota; Fungi; Ascomycota; Eurotiomycetes; Chaetothyriales; Herpotrichiellaceae
Exons: 3
Coding region: 1-1221 (406 amino acids)
Biological process (GO): magnesium ion export from mitochondrion
Molecular function (GO): magnesium ion transmembrane transporter activity
Source: RefSeq, a predicted model, not a curated record
AUGAGCCUAACAUCACGGUUAUCGAGUUGGUUCUCUCAAGACAGCUCCAUCGGGACCUCUCUGGAGGCGCAGCACAAUGAUGGAUAUGCGGCAUCCGACUUUGAUAUCGACGGCGCACGACAGAUUAAGCGGCCGCGUACAAUGGAGAGAUUGGCGGAGGAGGAAGUCGACCUGGAUCUGAAGAGGCCCCCAUACAUCCACUCGAUGCUUGCUGGGGGAAUAGGCGGCACGACGGGCGACAUCCUUAUGCAUUCACUCGAUACAGUCAAGACGAGACAACAAGGAGACCCUCAUUUUCCACCGAAGUACGCCUCGUUAUCCGAUUCCUACGUCAAGAUCUUCCGGCAAGAGGGGGUACGGAGAGGACUCUACGGAGGCUUCACCGCGGCCAUGCUGGGGUCAUUUCCUGGCACAGUCAUAUUCUUCGGGGCAUAUGAAUACUGCAAGCGACAUAUGCUAGAUCGAGGAGUCAAUCCGUCAAUAUCAUACCUCGCAAGUGGGUUCAUUGCCGACCUUGCUGCAUCCAUCGUAUAUGUUCCCUCGGAAGUCCUCAAGACUCGACUGCAGCUACAAGGUCGAUACAACAAUCCUUUCUUCAACUCGGGGUAUAAUUACAAGUCAACAUGGGAUGCGGCAAGGACAAUUGUCCGGAUCGAGGGGUUUGGAGCGCUGUAUUCGGGUUACAAAGCAACAAUCGUCAGGGACUUGCCUUUCUCAGCUCUGCAGUUCGCCUUCUACGAGCAAGAGCGGAGGUUCGCCCAGCAGUGGCAGGGAACGAAUGAUAUUGGCCUGUGCUUCGAGGUCGUGACCGCGGUCUCUGCUGGCGGCGCCGCGGGAGUUAUAACGUGCCCGCUCGAUGUGGUCAAAACGAGAACACAGACCCAGAUCUCGCCCGAUCCGAACAAGACCAGCCAGGCCUCCCGCUUGGAGAAGGAGAAGACUCUGAAGAGCAGCCCCAAGGCGGCAGGCAAGACGCAAACGCGGCUCAUACAUUCUGGACCUCGCACCGUCCCACACCACACGCCAACGCUUGAUACUUCCUCGGUCAUAGAGGGUCUCCGACUGAUUUACAACACCGAAGGGGUCGCCGGCAUGUUCCGCGGAGUCGGUCCUAGAUUUGUGUGGACAAGCGUGCAGAGCGGAACGAUGCUUGUCCUGUAUCAAUAUUUGCUGAAACAGAUGGAGUGGUACCAGUCAGAAGACGGGUCUGGAGUGAUAUGA